AUGGACUAUCGCGACGAUAUUGCAUCUGUCGACCAUCCAUACGACCAUCCCUUGUCCCAUCGGCCCAAUAUUGAUCCUCCCCCUUCGGACGCCGCGCAAAUACCACCGUUGUCCUACCGCCCUCAAACCCCCCCAGAAUCAGUACAAGUCAUUUCCUCACUCAUCGACUCUCUGAGCAAAAUAUCCGCCUCAUCGUAUGCUAGACAAGACCUUGGCGUGAACGCCGGCAUACAUAUACCCGGAGAUCUGUCCGUCCGUUCCAAUUCGACGGAGCCACCCAAUGCGGAUGACUUGGACAGGGAACAGAACGAUCCACCUACCGCCGAUGACAGUAGCGAGGGAGAGGCCGCCGCUGCGCCGGUGAUCAAGUACGCCAGAAGGCCACCAUUGUUGUCCAAACGGUCAAGCAGAUCGUUCAUCCACUCCAUAAAUAUGAAUUCUCAGACUGGUCUAGCCACAAGGGAGUCUAUACAGAGCCUCAAGUCGCGUGCCGAGUCUGACAGCGUCGGAGUGCCUAGCAUUGAGAGACGAGACCGUUCUAGCGCCAGCUCAACGUUCUCGUUCGUCAGUGGUUUGAGUGCCACUCAUCGCAAACCAACCACCGAGUCGAUGCGCGAGAUGGCUGCAACGAGGCCCAUUCCUCCCAGGCGAGUCUCGUCGGACAGGCGACGGAAAACCGAGUCCCUCUACAGCAUGGAUCACGAGAAGGAGAACAGGUGGCCUACUCGCGCGUCGUCAAUAGACGGGCGUUCGAGCAUGGGGGCUCAAGCUGACCCAGCGCCAGCUGAGAGUCCUACGAUUACUGCUCUGCGAUUGAGCAGGGGUGACUUGGGGAGCCACAUGAUACCCUCUCGUCGGUCAUCGCUCAGACGCAGCGUCACAGGCAUUUCAGACGUCUCUCAGGACCAGCAGAAUAGACACUCAUUCUCUGGUCGUGACCUGAAAGAGCUCAACAUCGAUUCCGAACUCAUCGAAGGCGAUAACUCGACUGUCAGACGGAUUCGGGAACUGCAAGAAGCACGAGAAAAGCGCCAGAAGGAGUGGAGAAAUGAGGCUCGCAAAUCGGAGCGAGCUGCGAAGAGGCAUACCAUCGCAACACCCAAAAUGUCGAGACAGGGGUCAAGCCCGUACCAGACUUCAAGGCUCUCUGUUACCGAGGUGGUGGUAGAAUCGCCUGAAGUCGAAAGCCCGCUCGAUCUGUCUGCAACGGUCAACGGAUCUGAGCUGGCGGACAUGCCUGCCUUCAUCCCAGAACCCCCUAAAGAAGAACCACCACCACCACCACCACCGCCACCGCCCUCCAUGGGCGGCGUCACAUCGAAUCCAUCUAGUGCAGCACCGUCCCGACACAACAGUGCUUACCGGAACUCCAUGGCUCAGGGAAAACGAAGUUCCAUUACUCAUGCGACUAAGCAAGAGCCUGCCUUCAGCGAGAUGAAGUCAAUAACGGAAGAAGUUGAAACUUUCGUUGGUGCGCCCCGUUUUACACAAAAGAUACGACAUCCUCGUUCCGGCCGGACAAUCGCCUUUUCAGAAGUGGGAGAUCCCAACGGGUUCGUAGUUUUGUGUUGUGUGGGCAUGGGGUUGACCCGAUACCUCACAGCGUUCUACGACGAGCUUGCCAGGACUUUGCGCCUGAGGCUGAUCACACCCGAUCGGCCUGGAGUAGGCGCAAGUUCGCCGUUACCUGAAUCUCAGUGUACGCCUUUGAACUGGGUUGAUGAUGUAGCUGUCAUAUGCAGCCAGCUGGAGAUCACGAGAUUUUCUCUCCUGGCACAUUCUGCAGGCGCAAUCUACGCUCUUGCUACAGCCUUGAAAAUGCCACAAUAUGUCCGAGGGCGCAUUCAUCUCCUGGCGCCCUGGAUCCCGCCUUCACAGAUGCCCAAAGGAGCGACCUUGGGGCCCGACUCGCAGCCAAUUGCCAAUUUACCCUUUAGUCACAAAAUCCUGAGCGUUUUGCCGGCACAACUCCUGAAGGUCGCAAACUCAAGGUUUUUGACUGCGACAAGUGCUUCUGUGGACCCGAAACCGAUAAAGUCCAAAAAGGCCAAGCAGCAACUGGAGAAUCUGGACGCAACGUUCGGUUAUGCUUUCCCAGAUCUCAACGACGACAGCGCAUUCAGAGCCGCUCUUCCUGACUUUGAGCCCGAGCGACCGCGAACAGGCACACCGAACCGAGCCCGGGCCAUAUCGUGCUAUCAAGCUAAUAAUGAAACAUUGGGAAUACCAGCACCACCUCUGUCUAGCCCAAAGUCCGAUUCUGGAAGGCAGACGUAUUCGUCCACAAAGGCUUCAGCUACGAAUUCCCGACCCAUGUCCCCACGCUUGAGCCCCGAGGCACGGCAAGCGCUCUACAACCAAACACUUACACAUCGCAUCUGGACGCUGGCCACUCAAAACGCAAAUCCCGCCAUUGAUCUGCUGGUUUGUCUAGAGCGGCGAAAACCUAUCGGGUUCCGAUAUCCCGAAGUGACACGGUCAGUUGUAAUUCAUCAUGGGGCCAAGGACACAAGGGUUCCGCUGGACAACGUACGUUGGCUGCACAGCGUGAUGAAGCGAUGUGAAUUACGAAUCCUGGACGGCGAGGGGCAUGGCCUCAUGGCGAGCGCAUCAGCCAUGGCCACGGUUCUCGGCGAGAUUGCCAGGGAAUGGGAAGAGUGGGAAAAGAUCGCGCAGAACAAGGAAAAGAGGAAAAGAAGCGACGCAGCGUCUACAUUCUCGAGGGGAAGGUCCUUCCACAGUAGAUUUGUGGAUGCCUCGUACCGAGAAGCCGCAUCGCGCGACUCCUGA
This is a messenger RNA of Fonsecaea multimorphosa CBS 102226, 2790 nucleotides long. RefSeq lists its product as uncharacterized. The transcript has a single exon. NCBI's taxonomy places the organism in Eukaryota, Fungi, Ascomycota, Eurotiomycetes, Chaetothyriales, Herpotrichiellaceae. The coding region runs from base 1 to 2790 and encodes 929 amino acids. The record is from RefSeq and is a predicted model, not a curated record.